Molecule: messenger RNA, 1065 nt
Organism: Acytostelium subglobosum LB1
Lineage: Eukaryota; Evosea; Eumycetozoa; Acytosteliales; Acytosteliaceae
Exons: 2
Coding region: 1-1065 (354 amino acids)
Source: RefSeq, a predicted model, not a curated record
AUGUCCUACAACUUGGAGUUCACCACCCGUCUAGACAACCGCCAAGACAAUGUCAUCUACAUCCCGCCCAACUGUCACAAACUAAUCAAGAGUCUAUCCAAAGCCGUCAACCAGGAUGUCAAUCCUCCAAAGGUUGAACUAGUGGCCAACCAACUACCACCUCUUCCACCAACAAAGGAAGCCAAAACCAUUGAACUACCAGGUCCAGUAGCACCAGUGUCUGUCCCCAAGGUUGAGAGCAAAGUGAAAAGGUGCGAAGUGUCUCACAUUUACAACCCUCAUCAACUUUGUAAAUCCAAUUGCUACGAUUUCCAGAGCAACCUUUACCUUUGCUUUGGUCCCAAUGAGUACUUCCUCUGUAAGAAGUCACACUUUGUCCUGGACAACGUCUUCCAACAGCUAGUAAAGGUGAUUGGGUGCACCCAGGAGGACCCGGGAUGGAAACCAUCCAAGGAGAAGGUGGGCAAUCAUGGUUGCCACAUUGAAGGAUGUGCAGUUGGACCGUCGGGAUACUAUCGAAUCAAAGGCGUAGUUCCCAAAUGGAGCAACGUUGAACCAGACAAAGUUCCAUACCUCUACUUCUGCUCCUUCUCCCAUCUAAACCUCUAUCGCAGCAUGAUACGAUAUGGAUUUAUGACCUACUUGAUGACAUAUCUCCCGAACGCAAAGAAUAGAGUUGCCGGCAAAGGUAGAAGAACUCUACCCGCAGUUCAGCCAGAGGUUGAAGAGGAUAUAGCUGAUCAAGUUGUACAUCCACCUACAAAGAAGUCCAGAAUAGUGUUUGUGAGUAGGCAGGCACUACUACAACAACAACAACAACAACAACAACAAAAGGCCCAACACACAACAGUUUCAUCUGUGGCUGCAGGCAAGACAAGGAGGAAUGCAUUCAACAAUGCUAUUGAUAACUGUAGGAAGAGAAAGUCUAUUCUCAUUGAUUCCGAUGGUGAUAACACUGAUGAUGAAGAGUAUGAUGAUGAUGAUGACGAUGACACCUCAGAAUAUGAGGAUAUUGAUGACGACAUUGACUAUAUUCCAAGUGAUGAAGAUGAUGUUGACUACUAA